CUGUCGCCUACUUCCUGAUUUGAUCUGUCGAUUGACGUGUUUCACUUUGAAGUAGGCUGUGAAUUAACACGGGCCGACGUUGGAACUUCUCUUGAACAUGUCUCUUUAUUACUGAGUGAUAAAACUCUUUACUCUUUGUUUAUUUCAUCCGCCAUGGGUUUCAUUUCUGGUAUUGGACAGACGAAAUUUUCAGCGUUGUUUUUGUCGAAUGUCAGUCGGGGAUUCAGUUUAUUUUGUUUACUUGUCAUUAUUUCGUGUCAGCAUACUAAGUGCACCUAUUUGAAUCAAAUAGCCGUCCAUAUAGAAGGGGGAAGUCAUAUAGCAGACAGAAUAGCUACAAAACAUGGAUAUACAAAUAUGGGACAGAUAGGAGAUUUAAAAGACCAUUAUUUAUUUCACCAUCCCCGCAUUAGUAAAAGAUCUGCAAAUCCAAGCCUGGAGCACCAUCAACAGUUAUCGAAGGAACCCGAGAUCCGCUGGUUUGAACAACAGAGAGCAAAGAGCAGGGUGAAGAGAGAUUUCAAUGACUUCAAUAACUUUAAUGACCGCCUGUGGAGAUCGCAGUGGUAUCUGAAUGGAGGAGGCCACAGGGGAAACAGUGGUUACUACGAUAUGUCAGUCAAGGGGGCGUGGCAGAUGGGGUACACAGGAAAGGGGGUGGUAGUCAGUAUCCUUGAUGACGGGAUUGAGCGCACCCAUGAUGACCUGAAGGAGAAUUAUGAUCCAUACGCAAGUUACGAUGUCAACAACCAUGACCCAGAUCCGAUUCCUCGAUACGACCCGUCCAACGAAAAUAGACAUGGAACACGUUGUGCUGGGGAGGUAGCAGCAAAAGCCAACAAUAACAAAUGUGUGGUGGGGGCAGCUUACAACUCCAGGAUAGGGGGUGUUCGUAUGUUAGACGGAGAUGUGUCCGAUGCAGUGGAGGCUGCCUCCCUAAGCUUUAACAGAACCCACAUUGACAUCUACUCGGCCUCCUGGGGGCCAGAUGAUGACGGUCGGGUGGUGGACGGGCCGGGCCCCCUGGCCAAGAAAGCCUUCAUCACCGGCAUAGAACAAGGUCGAGGCGGGAAGGGUAACAUCUUUGUGUGGGCCUCAGGUAAUGGAGGCAGUGCCUUUGACAGCUGUAACUGUGAUGGAUACACCAACAGUAUCUAUACCCUGUCCAUCAGCAGUACGUCGGAGCACGGCCGUAAACCGUGGUACCUGGAGGAGUGCUCCUCCACCCUCGCCACCACAUACAGCAGCGGCGCCUACAACGAAAAACAAAUCAUAUCAACAGAUCUCCACAACCAGUGCACCAGUAGCCACACGGGGACCUCCGCCUCUGCACCACUAGCAGCGGGGCUAGUGGCCCUGCUCCUAGAGGCCAAUCCAUCCUUGACCUGGAGAGAUGUUCAGUAUAUAACCUUGUUGACCUCUAACCCUGAACCAAUGGAGGACGGAAUGUGGACUACUAAUGGCAAAAACAGGAAAGUGAGCUUAAGGUAUGGUUACGGACUGAUGAAUGCUACAGCUAUGGUAGACUAUGGACUACGAUGGACCAAUCUUCCACCAAAACACAUCUGUACAAUUCUGAAUGGGGACAAUAAUGUAAAUUUGAUGGGGACACCAUAUUCAAGCUCAGUCAAUACUGAUGGGUGCCAAGGCACAGCAAAUGAGGUCAAUUACCUAGAACACGUCCAAGCCAAGUUAACCCUGACAUACUAUCGCCGUGGUAACCUGGUCAUCCACCUGACCUCACCCAGUGGCACCAGAUCAACCUUACUCCCUAAGCGGCCCUCGGACAUGAACAAAGGGGGCUUCAACCAGUGGGCUUUUCUGUCGGUCCACUUUUGGGAGGAGAAUCCCAGGGGGACCUGGAAAUUGGAGAUCGAGGAUCAGCACCCAGCCUCUAGCUGGCCGAGACCCCCCAAUGGGGCCAAAGGAACGCUUGUAUCCUGGUCACUGAUUCUGCAUGGAACAAAGGACUAUCCGAUCCGGCUGAAGCAGUCGGAUUCUAAUACUCAACCGGAGGUGACGGAAACACCAGUCUUCACAGGAACUACACUCCCCCCUAAAUGUGACGAUGAGUGUGCAGACACGUGUUCAGGAAGUCGGCCGGAGGAUUGCAGACUCUGUAAAAAUCUACGGAUGGGGGACGCUGGUGCUUGUGUGAAGGAGUGUCCCCAUGGAACCAUGGAGUUCCAGAGGAAGUGUCUUCCAUGCGACCCCAAGUGUCAGAACUGUACAUCUAAGUAUGGCUAUCGCUCUCACUGUUACGCAUGCCGGGACGGGUACUUCCUGUUACCGGAAGAAGGAAAAUGUUCAGUGGAAUGUCCUGAAGGAUAUUUCUUAGAGAGUUCAGGUCAUAGAAUCUGCCAGAAGUGUAACAACAUGUGUGAGACAUGCGAGGAGAAUCAGGACAAGUGUUCCAGCUGUCCCAAGACCCUGACCCUCCUGUCCAACAAGUGCUACCUCCCCGAGAACGUCUGCUCCAAGGGUUACUACAGGUUCAGGAAGCAGUGUGUCAAGUGUGACGAGAACUGCCUACAGUGUCAGGACAAUGACAAAUGUGUUCUCUGUGAUCCAGGAAGCUAUUUUCAUAAUGGUAAAUGUCUCCCAAACUGUCCCAAUGGAUUUUUACCAUAUGUUGUUAAGAUGGACCAAUCAACAUCUCAUACAGAGUGCCACGCCUGUCAACACGGGAACUGUAACAACUGCAUCGGUGACUUUUUGAAGCGAGAGGGCACCUGCCAUCAGCAGAGCUCUUGCUUCAGAGAACAGUAUUAUGAUUUCAUCAAUAUGGAGUGCCGAAAUUGUCAUUACCGAUGCAAGACGUGUUACGGGCCUGGAUCACAUGAAUGUUUGUCCUGUGAGCCGCCGUAUGCCUAUCACUCUUAUCUACAAACCUGUGUUAUGUGCUGUAAAGACAACGAAAAGGAGGGGUCAUGCUGCAAGUGUGAUGGUCACGGCAUGUGCAUUCUACCCCAGACCAAAUCAGCAAUGGCGCUACAGUCGGGGAUGCUGGUGACCGUGCUAGUGGGUCUAUGCUCCGUUCUCAUUGUCCUCGUUGUGUUGGUCGUCGUUUACAUGGUCCUCAAAAAAUCGAGCUGGUGGUCUAGAGGAAAUGAGAGUGAGAAAGGCAUACAUUACAGUCCAUUGCUGCAGGAGGACCUUUAGAUGAGGCAGGCAAUCUCUAAGAGUCCUCAGGUAAACGAUAAUCAUCAGCGGAUUAACGAGAGAGAGAAAGGGCAGCACAUUCCAGUUGUACUCAUGUAGUACAAACAUGCGCAGUCUCCAUUAUUAAUACCACUCUUAAUGAUCACUGAGGAUCACAACAUCCAAACCAAGGGAGAGAACUCCUUAUGAUCUAGAUUUGAGUUGUUAUAUGCAAUGUUAUGUUCAUCUUCAUCUGUUUUUCCCUUCAUUCUUCUUUCUAUCAUGUUCUACAAAUUAUUUUGAUAGAUAAUUGUUAUCAUGUUUCAAACACGUGUGUGUGCUGGUCACCGACCAAUUCAUUUACAGAUUCUUGUGAGUUUUAUGACGUGUACAGAGUAGGCUGGACUACUUGUGAUUACUGUUGAGUUUUAGAAUGGAAUUAUUUUAGAUUGGUUACACUGGCUUGCUUUAACAGUUCUGAGAUUGUUCUUGAUUUAUUAAAAAUAUUGUCAAAAGGAAGAUGUAGACUUAAUACAGUGGGAUAGAAAUACAUGUGAUGUACAUAUAGCACAUAGUUCUUCCUCUUAAUUCCUCCCUCUGUCUUUGUAACUGACCCUGAUUACCUUUUUCAGCCCCUCAGGAGUUACCCUUUAACAGAUUUUGUAUCCACCUGGACAGUAUUGAUAAAAUUGCAAGAAAUAUGUUAACAUUUAAUAUUUGGUUUUCUAAGCUUGAUCACCAGCGUAGUUUUUGUGUGAAGUACAACUAGAUUAUGUUUGACCCCUCUCCACCGUAAAGCUUUUAGUUUACAUUACGGGGUCAUUGUCUGCUGACCUGAAAUACACAUGCUCAAGCUCCGCAAGGUGAUAUGUAUAUUUUUUUACACUGUCGAAAGACGCUAAUGUUUGUGCUGAACUGACAUCACCGUUGGCAAUUAAUUGGACUAAAUUGAUGUUUAAAGAAAAAAAGGAUGAAACAGAUGCUAACUAGAAAGUUACAAUCAAUUUAGUCCAAGAUUUGUUAUGGACUAUAUAUCUGUGAUACCUGUGUUUAUAAAGAUUAAGAAAUUUAAGUUUGUUUAUGAAUUUGUAUUAUGUUGAUGAGUUCAAAACAGCGUGUCUUUCCGUAUGAAGACUAAUUAGGGUAGGCAUCAUCAUGCAUGCACAUGUAUUAAACAAAUAAAUUUGGUUAUAUAUGAAUGCAUAAACUGUAUAUGAUUGUUUUAUAAAAUGCUGAUUUUGUAAUAUAAAUUUGGUAUUUUUUUGAAAGGAAACUAUUUAGGAGUGAACAAAAAUUAAUGGUAACUGAAUAGUUACAGAGUUAGGCCAUAGCCAGAUUUAUUGAGUGUUGAUAUUUUUCAAGCAUACAUGUAUAAUAUAUGUGAAGUUUUUUGCUGUCAUAGAAAAAUGAAUUGAUUUAUCAUAGAGUUUUUAUGUGAAGUUUAAUACGUGUAUUAAUAAUGACAUUUAUUGUUUUUCUCAUUUCUCAGUUAUUAUUUUUCAUCACUGCAUGUUUUUAUCACCAUGUAUCUUGCAAAAAAGGGGAUAUCAAACGUUUGAAGCCAUUUGAUCCCCAAUAUUUUUGUCAUUAGAAUGUUUUGUUGAUGAAAUGUUUCAUUUUAAAACUAGAAUUUGACAUUCAUAUUAAUUUGUUUGCAUGGAGAUUGAAUGUUAGAAUGCAUGAAUGAAAAAACAAUAACUUAUGUAGAGCAUGCCAUUAAUUUCCAGAGAUAUGCAUUUUGUUUAAAGAAAAAAGGGGAAGUACAUGUACAAAUGUAUUAGUAUUUGGUGACAGAAAAGUUAUCCUGUAAAUGAUACAUCGAAGAAGUUUCUGCAUAAUAUAGGGCAGUGAAAACUCAUUUGAAAGUAGGUCAGACAUUGGAUGUGUAAAAAUUCAAAGGAAAUUUUACAGUGAAAGAUAUUUGUUGGUUAAUGAUUUAUAAUUUCAUGCCUUAAGAAGGAAGAACAAAUACAGUUUAAAUAUUUUAACUGUUUUGCUUUUUAUCUGGGAUUCUUAAUAUCUAAUUGGCAUUCAUAUUAUGUAUUUCCUGGGGUAAAUCAGUUAAACUUGUGUGCACAAUAACACAGUUAUUAAUGAUGAGAUUAUUUAGGGAACCCUGCCUCUUUUUUUUCUGACCUUUGGCUGUGAUUUUCCUUUUCAGCCAGGUGUCUGGUUAGAAGGCGGAUAUUUUUAGCAACUCCCUGGCAUUACCUCUACCCAGGAUACCCCAACUGAUCUCAAACCGAGGCUUAAUACUGUUCUUGUCUGGUCUAGAACUUCUUUGCUGUAACAUUUUUUAACACAAUGCCAUUGUAGUAUUUGCAUUUCAUAAUAAGUUUGUAAUUCUUAAUUUGUAUGAUUUAUUUUGCAAGUUUUCUCAGUUUAUUCAGCAUGAUGUUGAACUUUCAUGUAGUUCGAAAAUCGGGUAAGAAAUGCAUCUGGACUUUUUUUUUCAGACACGCAGAAUUUGUACAUUCUUCAAUAAUUUUCCAUUUUGGUUUAGACUCUCUAUUGGCAUUUGCUUGUGUGUGUGCGGAAGUUUAUAUAGAGUGCUAGAGUGUUAUUUAGAGAAAUCCAUUUUGUUCAUUUUUUUGUGUGCCAAUUUGCAUGGACGUUGCUGCAGAAUUUAUGAAACAAAAUUUCAGAGAAAGAAAGAAAAUGCAGAAUAGAACUUAAACCAGUAAAAACUUCAGGAAAUAAAUGGAGUUGUCUUUCUUGAUUUUUUAAUGCUUUUCAAAUAAAAUAUUUUUUGGCAUAAAUUGUUUAUUAUGUCAUUAUAAGUCUCCAGGGUCUGUCUAAAGACCUUUUACACAUUUAACUCCAACUGUUGAUGUUUGUUGAGAAUUUUUUUUCUUAUAUUUUGAUGUUGUACUUGAACGGCUUCUUCUUUGACACAUUUGUUCAUGCAUGUUUUUAAACAUGAAUAUUAUGUAUACGAGUUACAAAAUGGAAUAAACACAAAGCAGUG
Messenger RNA from Magallana angulata, 6109 nucleotides. RefSeq names its product furin-like protease kpc-1. Gene Ontology annotation, molecular function: serine-type endopeptidase activity. The record is from RefSeq and is a predicted model, not a curated record. The coding region runs from base 154 to 3162 and encodes 1002 amino acids. Gene Ontology annotation, cellular component: Golgi membrane; trans-Golgi network. Gene Ontology annotation, biological process: peptide hormone processing. The transcript has 21 exons. NCBI's taxonomy places the organism in Eukaryota, Metazoa, Mollusca, Bivalvia, Ostreida, Ostreidae.